This is a messenger RNA of Bursaphelenchus xylophilus (pine wood nematode), 4342 nucleotides long. NCBI's taxonomy places the organism in Eukaryota, Metazoa, Nematoda, Chromadorea, Rhabditida, Aphelenchoididae. The record is from the annotation of a GenBank genome assembly.
AUGGGUUUUAAUGCUUCAAAUACCCUCCGGCUUCGAAUCGCAAGGUACUGGUCAUUAAUUCAUCGAAAUUACACUGUUCUCGGAAUAGAAACGAGGUAUGUUUAAAAUUAUGCGUUGAGCGUUAUAUAUUUAGUUGCGAUGAUACUUGUGCUGCAAUUUUGGACAGUGAGAAGGGGAUUCUGGCUUCUCGAAGAGAUCAGAACUGGGUGUCUCAACAAAAUAUCGGCGGAAUUAGCCCGUUUUUGGCCGCACAGAACCACCGCCGGUUAAUUGAUCGGCAAGUCGACGAGGUCCUAAGUGGGGCAAAGCUGAGGUAUCAAGAUCUUGACGGAGUGGCCGUAUCAAGCGAACCUGGGCUUGUAAUUUGUUUGAAAGUUGGAGUGGACAAAGCUUUGGCCAUUUGUAGGUAUAAGAACACUGUAUACACUCUAUUUCAAAAUGAUAGGAACCUUUAUAAAAUCCGUAAUUGCAAUAUCGAGGUUCCCUUGACGGAUACGAAACCUUUACAGAUUUAAAGUGGAGGUUUGAAAACGUACACUAAAAGAUUAUUUAUUUUUCACUUUAAACGAAAGUUUUUCCAAAUUUUGGGCGUUUCAAAAUGGUAGGAACCUGUACUGUUUUGCUAAAAAACUUGUGUAUAUGAUCCCCAGAGUGUUUGCAAUUAUUAAUAAGGGGUUGAGCCCGAACUCUCCCCCUUUUCUGAACCUUCCCCCUUACGGACUCUCCCCUUUUUUGAACACUCCCCCUCACUUUGCAAAUUGAAAAAAUAGGGUGUGAGAUGUUUUACGAUGAAAAUUUUUUGCAAAUUGAAAAAAAUAAGGUUGGCAUGUUAUAUUUUAUUUUAAUGUUUUAUCAAAAAUUAUACAGGGUGGGCCACUAAAACCUUCCGUCCUCUUUUUUUAGAUUUCUCCGCGGAGACUCCGCCGAUUUUCAUGAAAUUUAGAUUUUUCUGGAGCUGAGAUGCGCCAUUUUCAACCGGUUGAAUUUGAAAAAAAAUAUCCUGAAUUGACCUUUCUAUGCCUUCCCAAAGUUUUUGAAAAUUUGUCAAAUUGUUAAAAUUUAUUCCGAAGCGCGUUUUAAACUUACAAAUUACAUCCCUAUUCAUUUGAAACGCACUAGAAGUUAUUGGUAACCAAUAAUUCAACAUUAUCUCUAAAAAAAUUAGCAGCUAUUAUAUUUCAUCGUAUGACAUGUCAUACUAUACCUUAUUUUUUCAAUUUUCAAAAUGGGGAAAUGUUCAACAAAGGGGGGAGUUCGGGGUUUUUUGGGAGAGUUCAGAAAAGGGAGUUCGCCGGCAACGACGUUUGGUUUUUUGACGUUUUCUGGCGCUGGCCGUACGGAACUUACCUGUUAGACAUAAUGUACUGCACCGCAAGUGCAGAUUUUACAGGGGUUCUAUAAUUUUGAAACAGAGUGUAUAUCAUUCUACCUUUAGGGACAACCAAAUUCCUUUUAUUCCUGUGCAUCACAUGAAAGCUCAUGCCCUGAGCGCCCGAUAUGCUCACCGUGAAAUAGACUUCCCUUUUGUGACAUUGUUGAUAUCCGGAGGGCAUUCGAUUAUCGCCUUAGCAAAAGAUGUGGACAAUUUCCAAGUACUGGGUACUUCUAGAGCAAGUAGUCCGGGUGAGACCAUAGAUAAAGUUGCAAGGACAAUGGGGUUGUAUGCAAAACCGCAUUAUGGAGUACAGGUUGAAUCCUUGGCGAGCAGGUUUGGCUUGUAUCACAUAAUUUGGGUAUCUUUUAGCUCAAACGCCAUCAUGAAAUACGUUACUGUAAUGCCUUCUGUUUGUGGAGCUGACAUGGAUUUUGCGUCGUUAAGAGAGAGGUUUCUGCAUGCUCUCAGGACAAUUAACGAUAUAAAUAUCAACGACUUUUGCUGUAAUUUGCAGGUAAGAUCAUACUAGACAUAGAAAUAAUAUGUUAUACAUAUCAUUCAGCACCUUGUUACCGCUCAUCUGUGCCAACGGUUAGAUGUUGCAUUGGCUUUUGUAAACCACGAGCACUUAUGUGAAUCAAGCCAAAAAUCAUUAGUAAUCGCGGGUGGCGUCGCGGCUAAUAAAUACAUCCGACGAUGUGUGGAUAAUGUAGCUAGCCAUUGGGGGUUCAAGACCUAUGUUCCGAUAAACCAAAUGGUCACAGAUAAUGCUGAAAUGAUUGCAUGGACGGGAAUUGAGUUGAAAACGAGGUAAGAUUUGCGGUUAGCAUAAAAGUAUACAGGGUGUAUCAAGAAAUGCAGUUUUUUUUCUUUUGUCCAGUUUUUACGUGCAGCCAAAUGAUUUUGUACUAUUGAAUAUUUGGCCGUUUCAAAAGUAUGGCUACCCUUACUUACAAUUUCUUAGCUAGGUAGCAGCGACAUGUUUUUGACAUUGUGUACCAUGUCCAACUACUUUCAAAUGUUAAAAAUAGGAACAUAAAUGCUACAGGCAAAUUAUGAUAGGCAGAUUCAGAGUCUGCAACUGCAAAACCUAUAGAUACUCUUCAUUAGAUGGGUUAACGAGCAAUGCACUUUUAACAGUCGGCUUAAAAUUUAUCGGUGGAAAGAAGCCUAUUUUUUCCUAUUUUUGGUAUGAUUUUAAAAGAUCGACUGUACAGUGCUGGGUCUUGUUCGUUUAUGGCCAAGUAAUAGAAAUAUAGGUUCUAAGGGAUCUUCACUAUGAAUCUGCAUAUCAGAAUUUAGCACAAUCCAUGCAUUUUGAGGUUCAAAAUGUUCACAAUGCGAAGCCGUUGGUAUUCAUGGUUUUCACGUCCGUAAAAUUCGUUGAAGUUGUUGUACAGGGUGUUUCAAGAAAUUUGGAACAAAUGAUUUGCUUAUAUCUUUGUGUUCUUUGCACCUAUCAACGAAUUUCUUUUCGCUUCUAAAAAUUGACAGCGUGCGUUUUCAGAAUCUCAAAAAAAAUUUUUUUUCGUCGGCGGAGGGCCCAUUUCUCGGCGGAGAAAAUUAGGGCCUUUUUUAAAAAUCACAGCGUAUUACGUGGCGGAAACGCCGUUGCAACGGCUGAAAUCGAGUUUACGUAAUACCUCCAUCGAUUUUACGGUAUGCUUUUUUUGCGUUUUCGAUUUUACGCACUUCCGCGGAUGCGCGGCGGAAACCUCAGAUUUCGGCGGACGUUGUUUUUGGCCUUUGGUUUUUGCAAUUCAUGUUGGAAAAGGAGGUUUGGGUGAUUUUUUGUUGUCAUCCGAUGCACAGAUGGCAAAAAUUUCGUGCUCUUUAUCCCCGGCGGAGGAGUCGGCGGAGGCUUUAUCAAAGGGUAAAAACAAAACUCCGCCGAUUUGUCCGCCGGACCAAAAAAAUCAAAAAUCUUUGAAAGACAAUGCUGCUCUGAUGGAUUCUUGUAGCUGAGAUUUUUCCCGGACUCGUAAGACUGCUUUGACCCUUUGAUAAAGCCUCCGCCGAAUCCUCCGCCGGGGAAAAAAGCACGAAAUUUUUGCCAUCUGUGCAUCGGAUGACAACAAAAAAUCACCCCAACCUCUUUUCCAACAUGAAUUGCAACAGCCGAAGGCCCAAAACAACGUCCGCCGAAAUCUAAAGUCUCCGCCGCGCCUCCGCGGUGCGCGUAAAAUCGAAAACAAAAAAAUGCAUACCGCAAAAUCGACGGAGGUGUAACGUAAACUUGAUUUCAGCCGUUGCAACGGCGUUUCCGCCACGUAAUACGCUGUGAUUUUUAAAAAAGGCCCUAAUUUUCUCCGCCGAGAAAUGGGCCCUCCGCCGACGAAAAAAAAUUUUUUUUGAGAUUCUAAAAACGCACGCUGUCAAUUUUCAGAAGCAAAAAGAAAUUCGUUGAUAGCUGCAAAGAACAAAAAGAUAUAAGCAAAUUAUUUGUUCCAAAUUUCUUGAAACACCCUGUAGUUGCAGUUUCUCAAGUUCUAUGUUGGUUCCAUUUUAGACAUCCUCUGUCCAGAAAUAGAGCAUCUAUAGUAAUGUAUUACUGUUGCUCUUUACUUUUUAUUGCACAGUGCAAUACUGCAGUGCGAAUGUGCACCUUCGUUUUCGCACAGCGCAUGUCGCAAAAAUCACUCCAACGACUUUGCGAAUGGACUAAUUCGCAAGCUCUAUUUUACCGAUGGGGAUUGUUAUUUUUUAAAAUAAAAUGUAGCUACAUAUUGCGCAAUAACAAUAGGUUGCAUUUUUUUUUGAGACGCCCAUGUAAUGUUUCUUACUAUGUUAUUUUCAGGUCCUCCAAAAUAAUUUGUCCAAGCGAACUGCCGUUAUCUUUCCAUGUUGAGGCCAAGUCACCUUUGGGAGAGGAUAUCAGCGAUAAAGUCAGGGUAUUUAAAUACAAACAAAGAUUGAGAGUAGUCUCAAUUCGCCCAGAGUCCAAUCCACUUUUAUACAGGAAAAUAA